AGAAGUGCGAUGACGAAGGUUACGUAAUCAUCGAGAGGAGGAUGAGUAGUUAUCAUUCGAAGAUGUCACUCAACACUUCCAAUACUCCAGAUGGCAAUGGUGUGCUUAUUUAUAAUGGUGAAAUGAUACUUCUGUACACGACGCAUGUAAAGAUGUCUUUUUCACAUACCCAUCACCCUGUUCUCAAAGGAACCAAGAAGGGUUCACUUUAUCUGACAUCACAUCGGAUAAUCUUUCUGAACGAAUCACACUCGGAUCCUUUGAAAUCUUUCGCCAUGCCUUUUCAAACAUUGAGAAAUGUGGAACUGGAGCAGCCUAUACUCACCCCGAACUUCCUUAAGGGAGGAGCGCAGGCCCUGCCCGAUGGGCAAUUCCAGGGCGAAGUCGAGUGGAAGUUAUCAUUCCCAAAAGGAGGUGCAGUUGAGUUCGGUCAAAGCCUGCUUCAUGCUACAGAUAUUGCUGCACGCAGUGCGCCACUGUUCUCUCCUCCACCGUACACUCCAAUGAACUUCCCUGCCCCUUACUAUUCUGCGCCACCGAAUUACUACACGCCAGCGGGAGGAGAUUUCAAUGGUUUCCAGGCUCCAACGAAUGUAUUUCCUGAAAAGCCACAAGCAGGAAAUGUCUACAUGUACGAAGCUCCUCCACCGUAUCCCGGUAUCGGUCAGAAUCCUCCCGUACCGACUGGAGAUCUACAGCUUGCCGGAAAAAUGAAUGCAACAGCUCCACCAUACGAGAAACAAUAAUUUUGUACAUUUGUAUACAUCUUUUUCUGUAAAUUACGCUUGCUUUAUUUACUGGCUAUAAAUACUUGAAAAAUUUCUUUAAGCAGACC
Messenger RNA from Cylicocyclus nassatus, 835 nucleotides. The record is from the annotation of a GenBank genome assembly. Lineage: Eukaryota; Metazoa; Nematoda; Chromadorea; Rhabditida; Strongylidae.